Nasonia vitripennis (jewel wasp) is the source of this 4038-nucleotide messenger RNA. RefSeq lists its product as uncharacterized. Gene Ontology annotation, molecular function: catalytic activity. Gene Ontology annotation, biological process: nucleoside metabolic process. The record is from RefSeq and is a predicted model, not a curated record. The transcript has 11 exons. The coding region runs from base 409 to 2247 and encodes 612 amino acids. Lineage: Eukaryota; Metazoa; Arthropoda; Insecta; Hymenoptera; Pteromalidae.
UCGUGCGCGCGCGAAACCGAGUUGAGCUGCGAGAAUGGCCCGCGACGACACAUACGCGCGUGUUUCAUCCAUGUGUGUUUUCUGCUCCGUUUGGCAGUAGAGCGCAGUAGCAGUAGAACCAGUCUUUCUCGCGCACGUUUGAUGGGCGGCACUAAUCCUGUACUGGCAUCGAGCAGCAGCAGUAGACUGGACGCAGCUGCCGAGAGGGACACGAAAAUCGCCUACUGCUACUUUUCGGCGUUGUCUGUUUACGCGCGCGCGCUUCAGUCGGCCCCCUGCGUACACAAAGGGAGAGACAGUAGAGCGUUUACAAGUGCAUAUCGCGGUAAGCGACGAGUCGAGACGUGCACUCCGUGCAACGGUCGCUGAUUAGCAUAAUCCACAGCGCUGCGGAGAGACAACGCGAAAAUGGCCGAGCAAAUUGUCAUGACACCAAAGUGCAAGACUGCAAACUCCACGACAUUGAUCAUCGAGAGGAAGAAGCAGGCUGUUGAGCCUGCUGUCAAUGGAACUGAGAAUGACGUUCAUGUGGCUGGGGGAGAUCACAAGGGAAUUGUUAUUAAUAAACAGAUGAAUGCCAACAAUGAUGUUGCAAAGCCAGCACACUUGUCUUUGCAAUUCAAAGUAUUCUUAGUUAGCGCACAAACUGGUAAGCACACUCAGGAGCAGAGAAUUUUGAACUUCUGGUUCAGUGAGAACUUAUCAGUUGAAACCCAGCCAACUGUAGCACAAGAGUUUUUCAGAGAACUUGUCAGUCCUCAAGAAUUUCCAAGAGACUAUGUUGGAUUCAUUAAAAAAAUCAUGAAAUUGGUACAACACAAGUAUCCUACUAUUGAUCGCAUUGAGGUGGAGCUAAAACAAAUAGAAGAACCCAUUGAAUUGCCUGUUAGACCACUAUCCACAGAUGAAACCAUUUUAGGAGGCGCUCAAAUAAUUGAACUGACAACGGAAAAGAUUCUAGAAUUAAUUGAAUCUGCUUAUCCUAAUCCGCUAACUAUUUACAAUUUAGCAGAGGAUCAUGGCUGGGAUGCCGAUGCCGUGGCAGAAAAACUGGCUGAACUACAAAAGAAAGGCCUUGUCGUGGCGAUGGAAAAUGGAGCUUUUACAAGAGUUGUUCACCAAGAUGUUCAAAUUCAGGUCGUCAAACAAAUGCCUACAAUGGCGAGUGCGAAGCAACCAACCAUAGCUAUAAUUACAGCUCAGUACUGCGAAAAACUCGCCGUGGAUUCGAUGAUAGAAAACAAAGAGACGUUUGUUCGAUACACUACAGUUGGAUGCGACAAAGAAGGAGAACUUACACUGACUAACACUCUCAGUAAUGAAACUUCCAAACACCCACGUGUGACUCGGCGUACCCGUUUCGGCGAAUCCAACGUCUACACCCUGGGCGACAUCGGAGCGCACCGUAUCGUUUGCACGAAGUUGCCGACGGUGGGUCACACCCGCGAGGCCAUGACCGCAGCUGGAAACACUACCACCAGGUUGCUGGGUACCUUCCAGAAGGUCGACUACGUCUUCCUGGUAGGCGUCGGCGGAGGAGUCCCGCAUUACACCGACUAUAAGAAACACGUGCGACUCGGUGAUGUCGUCGUCUCGUACCCGUCUAGGCUCAACAACAAGUUCGUCUACAUGUACUGCGAGAGUGCCAAAAUGCACGACGACGGAAGCUAUCAUUUCGAGACGAAGGAGUAUUGCCCGACGAACCUCGGCCUCCAGGAUAUCGCUGCUAAUCUCAAGAAGCAGGUAAACGAUAGCGAAGGAUUCAAUCCACCUUGGCAGAAUCAUAUGCGUGAAGGUGCCAAAAAUUUAGCCUCGCAAUCCGAGCAUAACUUCGAAUCUCCCCCAGUAGAGUCUGAUAAACUUUAUAUGAAUAUCGGAGAAAGAGACGUCAUCGAAGUUGCACACCCAAGUGCUCCUAAAGGAGAUGCUACUUACGCAAGAAAUGAUGGAUGUCCUCAAAUACACUUGGCUCCCGUGGCCUCAGGCCGACGAGUCGCUCGCGACGACCAGUUGCGCCAAAAGUUUGCCAGCCGUUUCGGUAUUCUCGCUUACGACACUGAGAUGGACGCCGUAGUGGACAGUAUCCUUGGCAAUUGUCGCGAUAGCUUUGCAGUCGUCCGUGGCAUCGCUGACUAUAAGGAUGGUUCGCGCGGUAAGGAGUGGCAGCCUUACGCCUCGCUGGCCGCGGCAAGUGUCGUCAAGGCUAUGAUCUGCGCUAUGGAUCCGCCCUCGCCGUGCAAAAAGUAAUUUCAGUCGACGAAGUAAAUAAACGUGUUCUUGCUAGUGAAAAGUUAUAGUCAGGAGGUUUCGGUCUAAAUAUUCAGGAGAGGUCGACUUCUUUGUUCAUUUGUCGAACGUUACGGGUAGCUUUUUAAAAAUGUCUUAAAGUAUGACCCUUUGCGCGUAAAAAUAAUCAAAGAUGUAUUAUUAAGAUACUGAUUUAGAAUCAAAGAUCGAAUAUCAAAAAUAUGAACGCACAUUUUACUUCGAUAUACACUUUAUAGUGAUUAUAUUAAUCGUAGAGAAGAAAUGGGCCUGUUUUUUAAGAAAGUUUUAAAAUUAUUAUCAGAAUAAGGUUCAUCAUAUCGCACUAAUUAUAUGAGAGAUAGGUAAUGAUAUCUAAAAGAAAUUUAGACUGAAACUCCAAUAAGGAAUUUAGCAGCUGUGCUGCUAACAAUGAUUAGAUAGUUCAUAAAACUUCAAUCCUCUUGUUGUACUCAUAAGUGUAAAUACGAUUUUAUCUUCUAUAAAGAAAAGAGACCAUUUAAUCUAUGAACCAAACAUAGAUUUUUCUUCUUAACUUUUUAUCUGGUAUUGCAUAGUUUAACGGUGUUUUGACAUUUUUUUAUUUUGUACUUUUGUAAUAAGAUUUGUGACAUCUGAUGUUGUUUCUACUGACUUAACAAUAAUCGAUUAUUGUACUUUGUAUUGAUAUUAGUAUAACUAUGAUUGAUGUUCCCAUUGAGUAUAGGGUUCAGCAUUUUAUGCUUUGUCAAAUUUAUAUGCAUCAAAAUGUGUGCUUGUACCCAUACAUUAUCAUAAAAAAUUUCGAUAUAAUACGUCCUUCAGUAUUUCAACUGGUGCCGAAUAUCACAGAGUCUUUUAUAGAAUGUUUUUAGUAUUUAUGAUGACUUUUCAAGUAUUGACAUACAUUUCAAACUACUUGGAUUAAAAAGGCAUAAUCGAAUUUACAUUACACGAGGACGAAUCACCGGAUAAAGAGUUAAGCGCAGGGGUUUUAGGAAAACAUACUUCGCAGCAUUCAUCGAUCCUCGCUUGUUACUCGUUAUUUAACCGGAUCGUAGAAUGUGAUAAACACUUGGCAUUGACUUGCUAUUUCCAAUAUAUAUUUAAAUUAAUUUAUUUAAUAUUUAGGUAUAAGUGACGAUUGCUGAUUUAAAUCAUAAUAGUCUAUGUAUCUGCGAUAAAGUAAAGCAUAGGCAUAUAUACGUGCCAAUGUAUUUCAAACAUUUAUGUGAAACCGUUGCAAAGAAUGUUUUAUUGUGUAAUUUAUUUUAGCAAAGCUUCUCUAGUAUUAAUUUCUUAUCGCAACAAAUGUAACUCAGUUCUGCGUACAAAUAUUUUCGUUUUUAUACAAGAUAAUUAUAUAUGCAUGUUGCUUCAUUGCUUCUUUCGAGAAAUAAUUUUGUUGCUAAAUCAUAUAAUAAGCCUUGUUCAGAUAAAUAAUCAAAUAUUAAUAUUCACUAAGGGGCGUCGACGCUUCCAUAAAUCGUACACGUUAUACGAUAUAGAACGCACACAAGUUCCAAAGAUCCUGUGCUCAAACAGAGCAUCUGUAGAUGUAGGCCAAAUAUCGAUAACUUUUAAGAUUAUAUAGACAAAGUAUAUAUAAUUAAAAAAGAUAUCUGUAACGCACUGAACUUCGGAUCUUGUCAUUGUACAAAUCUAGUCGCCCUGCCACCGAUCGUCGGUUUCAAGGACUGACUUUGCAUUUCAUUUAUACUGCUGUUUUUUGUUUUCGUGUGUCAUUUUUUUUUAUGACUUGAAUAAAAUGUUUGAUUUCACAUCGAUAAUUUA